GUGCGUCAUACAGGUACAUCAUGACCUUUGAACUCACCUGUACGUGUCACUCCCGGAAGUAACUUAAGGCUCACCGAUUUCUCACCUGCGUAUGUUACAAGACUAGUCCAUGAUGUCAGACAGGCCGAUGUCCGACAGCCAUCGGGAUCUCCUCAGGAAGAAGUACGUCCCCCUGUCACGUGACCUGCACCCUAAUCACGUGAUCCCGUACCUGUACCAGGAGGAUGUGCUGACGGAAGAGAUGAAACAGAGGCUGGACGCCAUUCCUGACGAGAUGAGGAAAAAAAAGUCCAGGCUACUUCUGGACAUGUUACCAUCUCGGGGAGACAAGGCCUUCGACAUCUUUAAGACGGCAUUGGACGAGGGUGGUUUCCCUUUCCUGGCCAAGCUUCUCGACGAGCCUGCACCACCGGAACCACCAGAUACCACAGAAGUUCCCGAGUCAGCGGUCACACCUGAAGACGUUCCUGACGGCCCUCUAAAGUGGCUCCGUCUUAAACUACAACCCUACAAAAGUUCCCCUUCUGCCAGGAAGAUGAUAAAGGGUUGUGAAGCCAUGGAGUCAGGGGCAGAGAUCCUCAUCAACAGCGAGUACACAGAACCGGACGGUGUGGUGAAGAUAGUUGAGGGGUUCAUGAUUGAAGAGCGUCUCAAUCAUCGUAAUUUUAGGCGCUUUCUCUUCGAUUCUGACCGCCUGAAUUUAGAUCAGGAACGCUUGAGUACGCUUUUAUCCAGCCAGCAAGAACAGAGCCCUGCCUACAGUUCCUGCUUGCUCCUCCAGACGGCGCCCCUGCCCGUAGAUGAGAACCGAGCUACAUCGAUGAGGAAGGUCGUGGAAGUCAUCCUGAAGAAAGGAGAGGAGGACCCUCUUCACAAGUACCUGCACCACGUCUACUGCAUGCUGGGUGGCACGAUUCUCGAGAUGAACUAUGACGACCCCUCUCCUGCCUUACCGGCCUGCACCAGCGCUCUGACGUACAAGCCAGACUACGCCUUAGCCGUACACCUGGCGGCAGAGUGCUCCAUGGUUCUCUCCCCGCCCGACGCGAUAGAACAGUUCCACCGGUACCUACAGCUCGCCCCACCGUGUGACAAGCGGGUCCACUGGGCGCACUACUUCCUGGCCAUCCUCUACAGUCGGCAGUCCGAGCCAGAUGGGGCGGAGGAACACUACCGACUUGCCAUGGAGAAGGAGAAAAAUCUGCUCCCCACGUUCAAAGUUGGGUGGGCAAAGGAGAAAGCACAAGAAGUGUUUCCAGAGGUGUCAACCCCGUGAACGGUGCCGAAUCGAUAUGACUUUAAUGACUGAAAUAAAGUGUCUUUAGUUUGUGGUGCUGCUUCAUAGAUUAUCAAGUUUGACUUGGAAAGUACGACUGUCAAUCAAUGCCAAUACUAAAGAAAUUGCUAUUUUAGAGGCAAAAUGAGAUUGAAAGGGACGUUUGUCAUUCAGAAAAUAGUUUUCAACCGAUCUAAGUUAGUUUUGGCUUGAUUACUCCCAGAUUUGGUGCAUACCUUUUAAUCGAGAGAGUGUUAUUGCCAUCAACUUUAGAACAUUGUUUUGAGUUUAGCUGCAGUGUAUUGAUUUUUGUAUAAACCUUACGUAUGAUAUGUUAUAUAUACAUAACGUUGCAAAAGCUUAUUGUUGCCGGUAUAUAUUUCGAACCAAUGUUGCUCAGAAAUUCAAGCUGCUGUUACUGGCGUCUCUAGAUUUUCAUGUUCAACAGUUCGCAUUUAUUUAUUGAGGCAAAGUGCUUAAUAAAACCCUCUCCUAAAAAUGUGAAUACAAAUAUGAAACAGUUGUACAUGUAAUUCAACAUGUAAUUCAACACAAAAUGGAUAGUGGAAAACAAUCAUGAAGAAACAAAUAAGGAGUCAAGUUUGUAUCCAAUAUAAAUCACAAAUACCUAUCUGCAAAAUCAGUGCGUAUACGUAUGAUACAAAGAAAUAAAUUUCUAAGUAUGUCGAUUGUUUUAUUCUAUUAUUGUUAUUGUUGUUAAAGGUAACACCAAUAUUCCAUCCAUUGACUGAUAUAUUGGAGUACUUAACUGUGGCACAACUGUUAAUCCAUCAGUUCUUUUUCACAUGAUUUGCAAUUGGGACA
Messenger RNA from Branchiostoma floridae (Florida lancelet), 2101 nucleotides. RefSeq lists its product as uncharacterized. Lineage: Eukaryota; Metazoa; Chordata; Leptocardii; Amphioxiformes; Branchiostomatidae. Gene Ontology annotation, molecular function: protease binding; death domain binding. The record is from RefSeq and is a predicted model, not a curated record. Gene Ontology annotation, biological process: regulation of apoptotic process. The transcript has 3 exons. The coding region runs from base 110 to 1276 and encodes 388 amino acids.